AUGAGAUUCUCCCAUUUUCUGAAAUAUAAUGCGGUCCCGGAAUGGCAAAAUCAUUAUGUUGAUUACAACGAACUGAAAAAUUUAAUAUACACACUACAAACGGAUGAGCUGAAUUUAACUGAAGGUGGCGCCUCCAAAGAUGAUAAGACUGCUACCAUAACUGGGAAAUCAUCUCCUAAGGCCUUUGCUGCUAAAUUGAAGAACAAAUUAUUUAAAAAUGGAGUUGACUCCAACGUGUCGUUAACGGAGAACGAUAACGAAAUAAAGCCUGGUUUAAAGCCCGAUGAAAUGGUACGAGAGGAGACCUUUGAGUUGAAUGAUCUUACACAUAAUGCCGGGGCGAACACACUCGAACCAACUUCAAGGUUUUCUGAAUUUAAGAAGAAGGCUCAUGAUAAGAUCUUUGAGUCUCGUCGUUCUUCAGAGUCCAGUGAUGCUAAGACCUUAUUUAAUACUUAUGAUACAUUCAUGAAUAGCCUAACUGUGGAGAAAUUGAAGGUGGAUGACUUUUACAAGAGAAUGGAAGCGAAAUUUGAUCAAAGAUUCGUUGCCUUGGUGAAAGACCUUGAGAAGGAAGGUGUCUCACCAAGAGAGUUGAAUAUUGAUUUUUUCCCAAAUGAGGAUGAUGCAGUACCGCACCUUGCUGCUGAUGGAAAUGAAGUUACCAUCGAACGGGAGGGUACACACGAUAUCGUCAAUGACGCAGAUGAUGAAGAUGAUGACGAUGAUGAAGAAGGAGAUUACGGUGAAUUUAAUGAUGAUGCACAGGAUCAUACUGCCUUGCUAAAUUAUUCUCAAUUUAACAUCAAAUCUCAGAAGACAUCGUUAUUAAAGCAAUCAAUCACCAACUUAUAUAUCGAUUUAUGUCAAUUGAAAUCAUUUAUUGAGUUGAAUCGUCUUGGUUUUAAUAAAAUUACUAAAAAAUGUGAUAAAGUUUUACAUUUGAACAUAAGAGAUGAAAUGAUUCAAACGGAAGAAUUCUUCAAAGACACUUAUAUUUUUCAAAAAGAUACUACUCUUAAAUUAAGCAAAAAGAUCACCCAAUUGGUAGAAUUUUACGCCAUAAUAACAGGCCAACAAACAAAUAUUGAAAAUUGUAAGAAGGAAUUGAAGUCUUUGUUACAUGAUCAUAUCGUCUGGGAGAGAAGUAACACAUGGAAAGACAUGCUUGGCUUGCUAUCACACAAUGAUGAGAUUGCUACUGAUUUGGAAGGUACUGAUCCAAAUGCUUCUCUUUUGGCUAAGAUAAAAUUAGAAUAUUAUAGCUGGGUUUUACCAAGACCAAUCAAUUUGAAGUAUGUCACGAUUAAGAAACUAAGUGUCCCAAAAUUAUUCUUUACUUGGAAAUCUUUUAAAAUUGCAUUUAUUAUCACUGUAACAGGUGUUCUACUAGGUAUCAAGACAUUUAACGACCCGGUUGAAGGUAGAUGUAUGGCUUUGGUAGAAUGUGUUGCUUUCCUAUGGGCAAGUGAAGCUAUUCCAUUACAUAUCACGGCGUUCCUUGUUCCACUAUUAACUGUCUUGUUCAAAGUUUUAAAGAAUACAGAUGGCAGCGUUAUGGCUGCUGCUGACGCAUCCAGUACAAUUUUGGCAGCUAUGUGGUCUUCUACAAUUAUGAUAUUGUUAGCUGGUUUCACCCUUGGUGAGGUUCUUUCCCAAUACAAUGUGGCAAAAGUGGUUGCAUCAUGGUUACUAGCUGCUGCAGGGACCAAACCAAGAAACGUCUUGCUAAUGGCUAUGGGAGUUGUGUUUUUCUUAUCUAUGUGGAUUUCCAACGUCGCAGCUCCAGUUUUGACAUAUGCAUUAUUAAAACCUCUAUUAGAUCCACUAGAUGCAUCAAAUGAUUUUGCUAAAGCUUUGGUUAUGGGUGUUGCACUAGCUGCAAAUGUUGGUGGUAUGUCAUCUCCUAUUUCAUCCCCUCAAAAUAUUAUCUCUAUGCAGUACCUAAAACCAUAUGGUAUUGGUUGGGGUCAAUUCUUUGCUGUCGCAUUGCCUACUGGUAUUAUAGCACUAAUAUGCUGUUGGAUUUUGAUGUGUCUCACAUUUAAGAUCAACAGAACCAAGUUAACAAAGUUCAAACCAAUAAGAACUAGAUUUAGUCUAAAACAAUAUUAUGUGAUUUUUGUUACAAUUAUGACCAUUAUUCUAUGGUGUGUCGAAGCUCAAAUUGAAGGUGCAUUCGGUUCUUCAGGUCUGAUUGCUGUCCUUCCAAUUGUUUUAUUUUUCGGUACUGGGCUGUUAUCCACAAAGGAUUUGAAUACUUUUCCAUGGUCUAUCGUUAUCUUAGCAAUGGGUGGUAUUGCACUUGGGAAAGCCGUUUCAUCUUCUGGUUUACUAGUAACAAUUGCCACUGCUUUGCAGAAGAAGAUUGAAAAUGAUGGAGUUAUGGCUAUCCUUUGUAUUUUUGGUAUAUUGAUGUUGGUGGUCGGUACGUUUGUUUCACACACCGUUUCUGCCAUUAUUAUUAUUCCACUGGUUCAAGAAGUGGGUGAUAAAUUAACAGAUCCAAAAGCUGCACCAAUCUUGGUGUUUGGCUGUGCAUUAUUAUCAUCAUGUGGUAUGGGGUUGGCAUCAUCUGGUUUCCCUAAUGUUACUGCCAUUUCGAUGACAGAUAGUAAAGGUAACAGAUAUUUGAAUAUGAUGACAUUUUUAACUAGAGGUGUACCUGCAUCUCUCAUGGCGUUUGUUUGUGUUAUCACCCUGGGAUAUGGUGUGAUGACGUCUGUCUUAAAGGGUGUAGCAACCAGCUGA
Naumovozyma castellii is the source of this 2751-nucleotide messenger RNA. RefSeq names its product SPX domain-containing inorganic phosphate transporter (gene PHO90). The record is from RefSeq and is a predicted model, not a curated record. NCBI's taxonomy places the organism in Eukaryota, Fungi, Ascomycota, Saccharomycetes, Saccharomycetales, Saccharomycetaceae. The transcript has a single exon. The coding region runs from base 1 to 2751 and encodes 916 amino acids.